AGUUUACUAUACAUUCCAUUUAGUUUUUUGUAACUCUCCUAAACGUGCACAAACUCCGAUAAUCUCCAUAUCCAUCUCCUCCCCAUAACACCAAUUCAUUCCCCCCUCUUCCCUUUUCUCUCAAUCUCUGGGAAUAUGGAUUCUAAAACUUCUGCACAACUAAUGAACAUUCCAAAGAAAGAGAACCAACAUGAAUUUGACUUGUUCUCCAUGGAUGAAUCCUUUGAAAAACUUGCAGAACUUCCUCCAUUAGAGAGUUUCUUGGAGAUCGAUUAUCCGUCUUUGUCAUCAUACGACAAAAAUUUUGGGUCCGAGGGCUUUCAAGAGCUGAUGAGCAUUAAUGACUACUCCUUGGGUUAUAAUCAUCUUCUUUCUUGGGAUGAAGAUAUUGUAGUCGACGCAAAGCCACUAAACACAAUUAAUACCAUUGCUGCUGCUGCUACUACUACUAUAGGCAAUGCUGAUGAUUUUGCUGCUACUUCAACUAUAAUGGACAAGGAAGAGGAAAAGAGGGUGAUAAAAAGUGGGAGGAAGAGGUCGGUUCCAUUAGAAUUGGAGGAAAAGCGGGUAACAACAAGUGGAAGGAAGAGGUCGAUUCCAUUAGAAUUGGAGGAGAUUCGAAAGCAUUUUGAUGUGCCCAUUACAAAAGCAGCCAAGGAGAUGAAGGUGGGAUUGACAGUUUUAAAGAAGAGGUGUAGAGAACUCAAAAUAAUGAGAUGGCCACACAGGAAAAUCAGAAGCUUGAAGUCUCUUAUCAACAAUGUCAAGGAGAUGGGGUUGACUCAUGAGAUAGUGAUGCUGGAGGAGCAUCAAAGACUUCUAGAGAAAAAGCCAGAUAUGGAGUUCAAUGACACCACCAAGAAGCUUAGGCAGGCUAUUUUCAAAGCAAAUUACAAGAAGAAAAGGUGCUUGGCAGCUCAUGCUUGACAAGCACUUCAUCCGUAGCGCAAAUAGGGAAGGAAAACUUGCUCCCAUGAAGAAGCUAUUUUUGACUUUUGGUACACACAGGGAACUUACGUGGGCAGUGAGUGUAAUUAGGUUCUACAGAAAAAAGCAUACAUGAUUAUUGACUAGAUUUUGCAAGGUGCACUGUUUGUUUUUAGGCAAACUGAUAUAUAGUUACCGUUUAAUUGUUGAAAUCUUUGCGGGAAUAUUAACUCUCUCAUCAUGCUAAUGUCAAGUUAUCACCACUAUUCUCACUACAAUGGAAAAUUACUAUUAGAAACUGCCAAUUAGACAAUGGGAGUCAAAGAAAGCCUGUUACCAAAUUCUCCUUUUUGGGUUUUUAAUCUUUGUAGAUGAUAUUAAUAAAUUAGACAUUAUUA
Molecule: messenger RNA, 1325 nt
Organism: Hevea brasiliensis (rubber tree)
Lineage: Eukaryota; Viridiplantae; Streptophyta; Magnoliopsida; Malpighiales; Euphorbiaceae
Product: protein RKD4-like
Exons: 3
Coding region: 136-927 (263 amino acids)
Molecular function (GO): DNA-binding transcription factor activity
Source: RefSeq, a predicted model, not a curated record